Trypanosoma cruzi is the source of this 2631-nucleotide messenger RNA. Its product is annotated as kinesin, putative. Lineage: Eukaryota; Euglenozoa; Kinetoplastea; Trypanosomatida; Trypanosomatidae. The record is from RefSeq and is a predicted model, not a curated record. Gene Ontology annotation, biological process: microtubule-based movement. The coding region runs from base 1 to 2631 and encodes 876 amino acids. Gene Ontology annotation, cellular component: kinesin complex; microtubule. The transcript has a single exon. Gene Ontology annotation, molecular function: microtubule motor activity; ATP binding; microtubule binding.
AUGGGACGAAGAGUCCAACUCGUCAUCCGUCUCCGUCCAGGGGAGGGCGGAGCCUCAUGCGUCAGUGUUGGUGUGAAUAAAAAGGAAAUUACGGUGGUGGAUCUGUCAGGAACACAUGCGAGCAGCACCCCUCGAGAAUUUCAUGUUGAUCAAGUCGUUCAAGAAGAUUGCGGCAAUGAAGAGCUGUUUCGUAGUCUUGUACUUGGACGCAUUCGUUCCUCGGCUGAUGAACCUGACACCUCAUGUUUUCUGGCAUAUGGGCAUACCAGCAGCGGUAAAACUCACUCAAUUGCUGGAACAGAUAAAGAACCGGGGUUAUUGACACUUUCCGCCGAGGCGUUACUGCACACGUACGGUGUGGCUGAGGUUGCAAUGCUAGAAGUGUAUGGAGAAAGUGUACACGACCUUCUAGCCCAAGGUGAGCGACGCAUGAUUCGGCGUCGCGCAGGCCCUGACGGAACGGUAAUAAUGGUAGAAAAUUUGACAUCUUGCUCCCUAACGUCGAUGGAGGAAUGGAAGGCGCUCUCGGAAUUUGGGAUGCUGGCAAGGCGAACGGCGCCAACGGAGCGUAAUUCUCGCAGUAGUCGUAGUCAUGCGAUAUUUACUAUUAAAACCAGGGGUAUGCGUCUAUGCUUAGUAGAUCUUGCGGGAAGUGAGAGACAGACCACAUACUCACCACAACUGAAUAAGGAAAGUAUUGCCAUUAACAAGUCCUUGUCGCGUCUUAGUACGGUGUUGGAGGCUCUUAGCUCAGCAAGAAUGAAAUCAGACGGUAGCACAUCGUACGUGAACUUUCGCGAUACCACACUGACUGUGCUUCUUCAACGAUAUCUUUCCGGUGCUUCUAUGACGGUAUUUCUUGCAUGUAUUCAUCCCGAUACAGCGUUUUACUACGAAACAAUGAGCACUAUGCGAUACACACAGCGUCUAAAGUGUAUCAAUACUAAAAAUGCUCCAAAGAAGCCAAACGAGGAUAUGAGUUUGUUUCAAUUAGGAGAAAAUCAAAAAUUGUUGGAGGAGUUAAUGAUUUUGAGAAGAAUUGUGGGAAGGCAACAUGAACAACGGGAAGAAUAUCAUUAUUACAAUGAUGAAUUUCGAAAAGUUAGUGAAGAAACUGUGAUUGGCCGAUUACCGAAGGAUCAUUGCUCAGAUUCUUUAUUUCAGAACCAUGAAUCUGCUCUGCAAGAAAGCUCUCCCAUGAUUUCCGCGUCUAUUGUGGGGCAUCGGCAGCGCCUACUGCGUUAUAAAGAUGCAAUGCGCGUGGCUGGUUGGCUUCUUAGUCGGAUUCUCAGUGAACUUCCAGAGCUUUCUGUGGGGUUUGAUGAUUAUUUUGACACUUAUUUGCCUUCUCAAGUGCAAGUGGUUGGUUAUAUUUCUUUGAUGACAUGUAUGGCGCCCCGUGAUGUCAACGAAGCAAUGGGCGGUUUGGCGUUUCUAGACGUUGGGGACAUUGCUAUGGGUUUAUCUAUGCUUGAUGCUGGGAUUCCGGCAUGUGUCGGUCUCCACCGAUUGACUUGUGGCGAGAGCAACACGUGGGAGGCGCAUGAGUACGAUGGAGUCAAUAGGGUUUUUGUUUUGGCAUUUUUUGAGAUAAAUGAGCACCUGGUGGAGAUAAUGGGUGAUACUCAUGACGCCUUUGAAUGCUGUGGUGGCCUUUUAACCCUUGAACCCUUAGUGCCCUUGGCGAUAGUGUUGUGCACUCCACUGGAUUCAUCGGACGAACUGAAGGAAAAUGUUUUGCAACACCUGGUUACACUUCAAGGUGAGCAGGAUGGGGCACUUGAGAGUUCCAUUGGUGGAUCAUCUUCGCUAUCGCAGCUCACCCCAAUGCAUACUGGCAUCGACGGCGCUAUGGAAAAUCCUAAAUUAAGUUUAUUGAAAGCCAUGACGCAGUGGCGUGAUGAUUACGUUAAAGAGGUUACUUCUUCGAGUGAUACUGAAAGUUUCUCAGCGGCGCCACUUGCAGAAGAGAUUGAGCGACAAACGUUGAAUAAACUGCAGGUUUGCUCACCGUUCCAGGAGUCAGCGUCUGUGAAUUCAGGGGAGGCGUUCUCCAACGAAAAAACGACAAUAAUUCAUCUAGACCAUAAAUUACAUGCGAUUUAUGCUUCAUCAUCGUCUUUUUCAUCCGAAUCAUCGUCGGAUUCCUCUGUAAUUUUAGGGUCGAAGCUCUCCUUGCUUUCUCCGGCAGUUGCAGAUGAAGGCCAAUGUCAAGAAAUUUCGAGGACCCAUAUGUCUUCAGAGUGCCCCAGCGAAACUGAAUGCGAUGCUGAAAAGGGUGUGGGUAUGCCACAAAGCAUUGAUAGAGAGGUUCAUGGCGCGAAUCAAGUUGGCGUUUCCGUUUCCCCUGCUGACGUGCACGUGGAUAUGUACAAUAGGCCUUAUCUGCCACACGCGCCGCAAACAAAUUGCUACUCUAUUGAAGAGUUUCCAGCAUAUGCUGUUAUUGCUCGAGAGCGGAGCAAAAGUGAUAAAAAGGACGACUGCGCAGAAUGUUCUGCUACUGCAUCGGUGUCUCCUCCAGAAAAGGAGAGGAUAUAUGAGAAAAAUGAAAAGAAAAAGAAAAAGAAAAAUUUGCAUAGAAAGCGGAAACCUGUGCUUCAGGGGUGCCACAACUGCGUGGUUUUAUAG